CAACUAAAGCUAAGACUCCAUGUAUGCGGUGAGCUGCGGCAAACGCAUGCGGAAGGCAACUCCAUGUACGCGGUAGAGCCUAACGCCACGCCACGUGCGGAAAUCGAAGCUGUUGACGUUUUCAAGUUAAAGUAACCAUAUCGUAGUUUAGAUAUAAAAACAUAAAAAUUAAAUUUUACUAAUUCGAUACCCUGCGUAGGGACCCUUGCUGUCGCUUUUUUCUGCCAGAUUCGUUAUAUGCAAAAACGCGUCAAUUAAGCCUAAAUUCGUCAAAAUCGGAGGUGAGGCCUCUAAACUGAAUAAUUACCAUCAAUAAUAUCAAAAUGAAUUACGAUGACGAUCACCUUGCUUUAUUAUUGUGGCUACGAAGAAGGCGAAGACGACAAGAGCUAGAAAGGCAACAAAUUAAUCGGAGAACAGCUCGAUGGUGGGUUCAUCCUAUUAUAGACGAACGUCAUCUUCAAGGUGCUUAUGAUAACCUUGUGCUUGAACUUCGCCGUGACGCAGAACGUUUUCACAAUUUUCAUCGCAUGUCUCCCGUUCAAUUUGAUGAAUUAUUAGCAAUGAUAGAACCUAUUGUUACAAAAGUACAUUUGACAAGAGAACCAUUGCAUCCAGGACUACGAUUAUCAUUGACGUUGCGAUACCUUGCAUCUGGGGAUAGUAUGGCAAGUCUACAUUAUCUUUACCGCGUAGGUAAAUCUACUGUACCGAAAAUAAUUGCAGAAACAACAGAAGCACUUUGGCAAACACUACAGCCUCAAGUACUUCCUCCACCAACUCUACAAACAUGGAUUAAAAUCGCAGAAAACUUUGAAAAUAAAUGGCAUUUUCCAAAUUGUGUCGGCGCAAUUGACGGGAAACACGUUACCGCACAAUGUUUUAAAAAUACAGGAUCAGCUUUCUAUAACUACAAAGGCACAUUCAGUACUGUUUUAAUGGGAGUUUCUGAUGCUGAUCUUCGCUUUGUAUAUGUUAGUAUCGGUUCUGCUGGUAGAGAAAGCGACGGAGGUAUUUUUCAAAAUUUAGAUUUUGGAAGAUGCAUCGAAACAGGAACAUUACCAUUGCCUCCACCCAAAACAUUACCGGGCACAAAUAUUUGCCUUCCCGUAGUAUUUGUUGGUGAUGCUGCAUUCCCAUUAUUAAAAAAUUUAUUGCGACCAUAUUCUGGUACUAACUUGAGUCCAGAAAAAAUUAUUUUUAAUUAUCGCUUGAGUACAGCAAGGCGUCUAAUCGAAAACGCAUUUGGAGUAAUGUCAGCCAGGUGGAGAAUAUUCCGACGAUCAAUUGUUGCAUCACUUUCAACUGUAGAUAAUAUAGUUAAAAGUUGUGUAGUACUGCACAAUUGGCUUCGAAAUGCGGAACUGAACGUUUUGCCUGCACAAAGAAGAUACGUUCCAGUAGGUUUUGUAGAUGUAGAAGAUCGCUAUGGAAAUGUAGAACCUGGUCAAUGGCGAAACGAAGAACCAUCUGGCGCACUUCGAGGUUUUGCAUCAAAUACAUCAAGAAACUGUACAAAUGACGCUAAAAGAAUUCGAGAAAUGUAUACAGACUAUUUUAUGAAAGAAGGUCAGGUACCUUGGCAAUGGAAUAAGCUUCCGAACUAUCAACGGGAAGCGUAUAUGCAAUAGGAAAAAGGUUAAUUGAUUGUAAUACAUAAUUUAUAAAAAAUGCAA
Molecule: messenger RNA, 1676 nt
Organism: Solenopsis invicta (red fire ant)
Lineage: Eukaryota; Metazoa; Arthropoda; Insecta; Hymenoptera; Formicidae
Product: protein ALP1-like
Exons: 2
Coding region: 324-1631 (435 amino acids)
Source: RefSeq, a predicted model, not a curated record